Molecule: messenger RNA, 2009 nt
Organism: Anarrhichthys ocellatus (wolf-eel)
Lineage: Eukaryota; Metazoa; Chordata; Actinopteri; Perciformes; Anarhichadidae
Gene: mettl21a
Product: methyltransferase 21A, HSPA lysine
Exons: 3
Coding region: 233-889 (218 amino acids)
Cellular component (GO): protein-containing complex; cytosol
Source: RefSeq, a predicted model, not a curated record
CAACUGAAUAACGUUAGAAGUACAUUUUGGAGAACAAAAAUAGACCAUGGAACGACCUGAAAUUAGCAAUGGACAUUGAAGAACAUGCCAGAAGAUGGCAGUAAUGAGUCGGUAAAAAAAGUAAAAUACCUUAAAUCCUCAACGAAGAAGAACCGCACUGCGCAUGAACACUCGGGUCAAACAAUAAGCACAUAGCUAUGCCAGUUAGUGUAGUUUCUACUCAUUACGCAGCAUGGCUCUAGUUCCGUACGUAGAGAAUCCGCUACCCGCUCUUUCAAAACUCCACAAUUCAUCAGCACAGUUUCGGUUCGCCGACCACGACCUCCGUCUCGCCCAGGACUGGAAGAAGCUCGGGGUGGCAGCAGUUGUGUGGGAUGCGGCAGUCGUCAUGUGCAUGUACCUGGAGAUGGGGAAGUUGGAGUUAAAGGGGAAAGGGGUCAUUGAACUGGGAGCUGGCACUGGACUGGUGGGCAUCGUUGCAGCCCUGAUGGGUGCCAAAGUGACCAUCACUGACAGAGAGCCUGCCCUGGACUUCCUUUCUGCCAACGUGAAGGCCAACCUGCCCACGGACUCCCAGGGGUCCGUGGUCGUGUCUGAGCUGAGCUGGGGCGAGGGCCUUGAACGUUACCCGGCCGGGGGAUUCGAUCUGGUGCUGGGGGCAGACAUCGUGUACCUGGAGGACACCUUUGUGCCGCUGCUGCAGACUCUGGAGCACCUGUGUUCGGACACCACCGUGGUGUUCCUGGCCUGCAAGAUCCGCUACAAGCGGGAUACAAACUUCUUGAGCAUGCUGAGGCAGCGGUUCAGGGUCGAAGAGGUCUACUAUGAGAAACAAAGGGACAUCCAUGUGUAUAAAUCCUGUAAACUGCCCCCCAGAGAGGAUUUGUGACAACUGGGUGUCCUAACCAUUCAGUUUGACUGGCUUCUUAUUUGUAAUAAUUUAGUUUUUUUUGUUUGCAUAUGAAUCAAAUAAAAAUGUUUUAACAAACAUCAAAGAUUACCAGAAACACAUUUAUUAACAGCUGCCAAAAAUGUAAUAUUUGAAUAGCUCUAACCCAAUGCACUGUACAAGUUGGUGCUGACAUUUAGAAAUUGUGAAUACAAAAUUAAUGAAAAGCAACAUAAAAAAAAAAAAAAAAAAAAAAAGCAUACUGUCAUGACUAUAUAUAGAAUCCCUAAAAACAAUACAUGGCAUUCCACUAUGAUGAAGAUAGUUUUGCUCACUGUGAAGUCUUUUUUGAUUUGGUCACAACCGAGUUGUACUUGGUGAGAUUUGACACCAAUACCGUUGAAAAGUAAAAUCUUAGAGGCACCUUGUAACAGCAGGCGUUGCCUCUAUGUGGUGCAUGAGAUCUUUAAACCGUGUGCGGUGUGGUAGGAUUGUGUGUGCAAGGAAAGUGCGCAUGGAACUUUGUAAUCCUAUAAACGGAAUUUGGAGACUCCACUACAUAUCCUGAUACCUCAGAAUACAAAACUGCAGGAACUGUGUUGACGUUCCGUUCACCAAAAUACCAUGAUUCCAGUGACGGGGCCGUGCGUCUCCAAAAUCUGCCAAAAAAUAUGGAGACAAAGUAUUUCUUUCAUUGCCAAACAUGUAAGGCUCAUUAUUUUUGUUCUUCAUUCAAAAAGAAUACAGGAAUGAAUCAGAUUUAUUUAAAAAAAUGGAUUUUAAAAAUCCAUAAUACAAAAAUGUGAGUGAAAAUAUUUUUUUUUUUUUUACACAAACUCUGUAGCUUAACCAUUUUUGUUUCCAUAGUCUGAUGCAUGAGCACAAUUUUGUUUGCUUAUAAUCAAAUGUUUCAUUUGCUGUACCGAAUGUUUAGUUUUUCCAUUUGAAGCUUCUGUUGCUAAAUGCCUACAAAUAGAUUGUAGAAGAAUAUUUAGUGAAAUGUUUCGAUCACAGUCCACCACUGGAACUUAAUAGAAUACUGAUAUUAGUAGUGUCGCAAUCUUUAUCUGCAGCUGUGCAAAUAGACCAGGUUUAAACAGAAUGAACAGAUGUUAUGAAU